Messenger RNA from Striga asiatica, 1769 nucleotides. NCBI's taxonomy places the organism in Eukaryota, Viridiplantae, Streptophyta, Magnoliopsida, Lamiales, Orobanchaceae. The record is from the annotation of a GenBank genome assembly.
ACAAAUUGUAAACACACUUUUUCAUUAUUCCAUUAUUCAUUUUUUCUGAUUUGUUUUCUCUCUCUUCGGUCGAUCCAUCUCCUCUCUCUCGCAAACCCUAGACUCUAGUACCUGCUAAUAUUCCAUUUCGCGGAGAUUGACGUCAGCGUGACAAGGGCCGGGCAGAGGGUUUUUGAUGUGGUGGUGAACGGGAAGAACGCGAGCAGGGUUGACGUGUUCAAGGAGGUCGGAGGUUUUGCAGCCUACGAUUUGAGCUAUGUGGUGAGGAAUCUGAGCAGCACGAUUUUGAGCGUGAGGCUAGUGCCGGUGGUCGGGUCGCCGGUUCUCUGUGGGCUUGAAAAUUACGCCAUUGUGCCGGUUGAUCUCAGGACCACACCUGAUCAGGUGGUUGCAAUGAGGGCACUAAAAGGCAUCUCUGCAUGUGCCAGAAAGAAUGGGUUGGAAUGGCGAUCUAGGUACUUUAAGCCCUCGAAGAAACCUGGAGGAAAUAUACUAAAGAUCUUUUCGUACACGUGGCUGUUCUACUGCCAGAUGUUCUUGAAGUUGCUGGCAACCCGCGAGCCCCACGCCUUCAUCAACGCGGAAUGCAUCGGUUUGCCAUGCGGGAUUCUGAACCGCACUGCGCUGAUGAGUGCGUGGGGCUCGCGGGUUGCCAGCAACUUCAAGAACAUUUGGCAGCAGAACCGUCACGUGUACGAAAAGGUCUUUAGUAUCUUUUCUCCAGGUUUCUUCUUGACUGAGGGCUUAGAGUAUCUCUUUUGGGAGUUACCAAAGUACAGGUCCGAUGAAGCGGCGGGUGAUGAAUUGAUAAGAGAUCUCGGGAGCCAAGGGCUGAAAGGUUAUAUAAGUGACCAAAUUGGCCUCUUGACGAACUUGGUAAGCCUGGAUUUGUCGAACAACAAAUUUACUGGAUUCAUACCAGAUAGUCUAACCUCGUCAAGUUUGCAACUUGUGUUACUGAAUAUGAUAAUGCAUUGGAAGGACAAGUUCCAGAGGAAAUUUAUUCAAUUGGGGUACAUGGUGGAGCCAUAGACCUUUCUCGCAAUAAAAGAUUGUGUGGCGUGCCUUCUUUGCUCGAUUGUCCAUUGUUUUGGGGGAAAAACGGGUUAUCUACUCUGGCUAAAAUUGGAAUAGGCCUAUCUUGCAUGGUUAUUUUAUUUUUGCUAUUGCUGGGAUUAUACUAUUUCUGCAAGAGGAGGCACAAUGAUUAUGGCUUUGGUCUACCUCAUGAACUUAUAGCACUCUCUUCAAAGACAAACAGAUAUCAUCGACAAAAAUCUUUGAUGACCCUUGAAAUGGAAAGCCAACACGCAAAAGGAUUUAUUCGGAGUUACAGUGCAAAUUGAUUACGAGCAUCUUCUGUAAGAGAAGAGCAAAAAUUUUGAUAGGUUCAACUUACAAAGAUGAUGUAGAUAAUGUUCGGUGACCAUUUAAUGUUUUCAGAUUGCGCAAAAGGGUACAAAAUUCCGAAAUUUGCACAACACACUGGUUCGAGGUGGUGUAUAGUUCUCUUGAAUUCAAUUUCUUUUCAUUAGCUUAUGUGCAGCGUUUACAAGUCAUUUAGUAUGUAUUGGCCACAUAAUUGUACCAUAAUCAGUUGUUGACCAUUUUAGAACAUGUAAUUUGACACCUGCAAAAUUCCAUUGGUAAAAUAGCUAACAAUAAUGCAAUGUGGUCAUUGCUUAAUUUCAACAUUGGUUCUGUUUUCAUAUUCUUUUAUGGGUCUUCUAUUGCUAAUUGAAAUGUAGUUUGGGAAGGAAACUGGAUUA